Messenger RNA from Vitis riparia (riverbank grape), 747 nucleotides. RefSeq names its product MDIS1-interacting receptor like kinase 2-like. The record is from RefSeq and is a predicted model, not a curated record. Lineage: Eukaryota; Viridiplantae; Streptophyta; Magnoliopsida; Vitales; Vitaceae. The transcript has 2 exons. Bases 1 to 747 code for a protein of 248 amino acids. Gene Ontology annotation, molecular function: protein binding.
AUGGUGUCCUCCAUUAUUAUUUCUACAGCAGUGGUGGUAGUUACCAUCACCAGUACCAUGAUGAUAAUGUUAUUCCCCCUUGCCAAUGCGAUAUCAUCACCAUCUUCAUCAACUGAUGAGGCAGAGGCUCUGCGCAGCACCGGUUGGUGGAAUUCUACCUCUGCUCAUUGCCACUGGGAUGGUGUAUCUUGCAAUAAUGCCGGAAGAGUGACUCGAAUCGCCCUUUACGGUUCAGGAAAAGAAUUGGGUGAGCUUAGCAAAUUCGAGUUUUCUUCAUUUCCCAGCCUGGUUGAGCUCUCCCUUUCUGACUGUGGACUCAAUGGUAGCAUCCCACACCAAAUAGGUACUCUUACUCAACUCACCCUACUAUAUCUCUCUUCAAACAAUCUUACAGGUGAGCUACCUCUUUCCUUGGCUAACCUCACUCAGUUGGAGGUCCUUUCCUUUUAUUCUAAUCGACUACGUGGUUCAAUUCUUCCUGAAAUUGGGAAAAUGAAGAAUUUGACUGUUUUGGAUUUGGGUAAUAACAAUCUUACUGGUGUCAUCCCUUCAUCUUUUGGUAAUCUUACCACUCUGACUCAUUUUUAUCUUGAUGGUAAUCAAAUAAGUGGUUUUAUCCCUCCUCAAAUUGAGAAAAUGAAGAAUCUGAAGUCGUUCUAUCUUUCUUAUAACCGACUACAUGGUUCAAUUCCUCCUGAAAUUGGGAAAUUGAAGAAUUUGAAUAUUUUGAAUUUGGUAAUCAAAUAA